AUGUCUGAAUAUUUAUCAAAAGCAGCAGCGUUUGCUCAGAAUGCUGCAAAGCUGUCGAAAAAGGUAUCCGAAGGUAUAGUUGAAAAUGCGCGCGAGUUUGGGCUAGAAGCAACUUCCUCGGGACAUUAUUUUGAUACUUCGGAGGAAAAAAUGCGCGAUAUUAAACGACAAUUAGACUCGAGACAUGAUCGCGAAAAAAUGGAUGGAUUAAAAAGAUUAAUUGCGAUGAUUUCAAAGGGUCGCGAUGUGUCCGAGUUCUUUCCAGAUGUUGUAAAGAAUGUGGCAUCUCAGAAUCUCGAAAUUAGGAAACUUGUUUAUAUAUAUUUGCUUCGAUAUGCUGAACAAGAACCUGAUCUUGCGUUGCUGUCGAUUAAUACAUUUCAAAGAGAUUUGACUGACCAAAAUCAGUUGAUAAGAGCAAUGGCUUUACGAGUAAUGUCUGGCAUUCGGGUUCCUGUCAUUAGUCCAAUAGUAUUGUUAGCAAUCAAAAAGUGUAUGACUGAUUUAUCUGCCUAUGUAAGGAAGACCGCCGCACAUGCUAUUCCAAAAUGUUAUAGUCUUGAUCCAUCGCAAAAAGACGCAUUGGUCGAUGUCAUUACUACUCUUCUUAAUGAUAAUUCACCGUUUACAAUUGGUAGUGUAAUAACAGCUUUUAAUGAAGUGUGUCCUGACCGUUUAGAUUUAAUACAUCUACAUUACCGAAAACUUUGUCGGAUGUUAAUUGAUGCGGAUGAAUGGGGCCAAAUUGCCAUUAUGGGCUUACUGUUACGAUAUGCAAGGACACAAUUUUUAAAUCCAAAUCCAGAUAACAAUCGGGUUUCUCAAAAGAAAAAGUCGAAGGCAUUUUAUUCUGAUGAAGAUUCCGACGAUUCGGAUAACUCCCUUGACAAUUCUUAUGCUCUUGACCCAGAUCAUGAACAAUUACUAAGAGAUUCUUUACCCCUCUUGCAGAGUAGAAAUAGUGCAGUAGUAUUAUCAGUUGCAAAAAUUUUCUAUCAUUUAGCACCAACAGCGGAUGCAUACAAAAUAAGCAAACCGCUAAUUAGGCUGCUACAUAGCCAUCGAGAAAUUCAAUAUGUCGUACUGGCUAAUAUCGCCACAAUGGCAACACAGCGACCUUAUCUUUUUGAACCCCAUUUACAACAAUUUUUCGUACGAUCAACAGACGCUGUUUUCAUUCGUAAUUUAAAAAUGGAAAUUAUGACAUUAGUUGCGACCGAAAGCAAUAUAACCGGAAUACUUAGAGAAUUACAGGUUUAUCCUAAUAAAGAUUUUGCGACUUCUGCAAUUCGAGCUAUUGGUCGAUGUGCAAUAGGAAUGCCAGAUAUGGCUGAAAGUUGCCUUAACGGCUUAAUGAAAUUAUUGUGGAGCAAGAAUGAUGCUGUCGUUGCAGAAUCAGUUGUAGUAAUAAAGAGGCUCUUACAAUUACGCCCCAAAGAUAAUGCAGAUAUGAUAAUACAACUUGCUAAGGCUCUAGAUCAUAUAACGGUGCCAAUGGCCAGAGCAAGUAUAUUUUGGCUUGUUGGUCAAUAUUCACAAAAUUUAGAGAAAGUUGCUCCGGAUAUAUUAAGAAAAGCUGCAAAAACAUUUACAGCUGAGGCAGAUGUAGUGAAAUUGCAAAUUAUCAACCUUGGUGCCAAGCUCUUGUCACUUCAUUCCACAGACCAUACACUGAACCUUUUAUUCCAGUACGUUCUUAAUCUCGCUAGAUAUGAUCUUAAUUAUGAUAUCAGAGAUCGAGCAAGACUUCUCAGAGGCUUGAUUUUAAUAAACGAGAAAAAAGAUACCCACAUGAAUAAUAUGGGAGUGGAGGGUGUUGAAGAAGUAAUGCGGUCAGAAGAGUCGAGUAAAAGCACUAUAUUGAUGAACAAUUUGAAACGAAUACUUUUAUGUGAAAAGGAGGCGCCUUCGGAAGAAAGUCCAUCUGUGGGAAGAGACAGAUUCAUUAUAGGAUCCAUGUCACUUGUCUUAAAUUACUCUGUACCUGGAUAUAAAUCCUUACCUGAUUGGCCAACUAAAAAACCAGACGGCUCCGUCAGAGACAAUUUGGAUGAUACAUGGAAUAGAAACCAAUACAUCAAAGGAUUCGGAAGUGAUUCAUUUGGGCAGUUUGUUCCGUCGUCAACUUAUGAUAAACUCCCUGUUAAACAACGUAAUGAGACAUAUGAUUCUGAAAAUUUCUACGACUUUUAUGAAUCAUCUGAUGAUAAUAAAAAUCAUGAUGAAAAGACAGAAGAAAGCUCGGAAGCAGAAACUUCAGAGGAAGAGUAA
Messenger RNA from Cetraspora pellucida, 2271 nucleotides. NCBI's taxonomy places the organism in Eukaryota, Fungi, Glomeromycota, Glomeromycetes, Diversisporales, Gigasporaceae. The record is from the annotation of a GenBank genome assembly.